Molecule: messenger RNA, 513 nt
Organism: Paracoccidioides brasiliensis Pb18
Product: cytochrome c oxidase subunit VI
Exons: 4
Coding region: 1-513 (170 amino acids)
Biological process (GO): mitochondrial electron transport, cytochrome c to oxygen
Cellular component (GO): mitochondrial inner membrane
Source: RefSeq, a predicted model, not a curated record
AUGUCCUCCACCACCUUCUUCCGGCUCGCCUCGCGCACCGCUCCCGUCAAUGUUUUCAGAGCGUCCUACUCAGCCCGUUCAAGGGCGGCGACAACACCCGUCGUCGCCUCCACCGCUGCUCCCGCCAUUGUCGCCUUUGGCGGUCUCAGCAGCUUCAGCACGACCUCGAGAUGUGCUGGGCAUAGUGCUGCACAUGAGGAGGAAACCUUUGAGGAGUUUUCGGCUAGGUACGAAAAAGAAUUCGAUGCCGUUCAGGAUGUCUUCGAACUUCAGCGAAACCUUAACAAUGCCUUCGCAUACGAUCUCGUCCCCUCCGUAAGCGUCAUGACCGCCGCCCUCAAGGCUGCACGGAGGGUCAACGACUUCCCCACCGCCGUCCGGAUCUUUGAAGGCAUCAAAGCCAAAGUCGAAAACAAAGGUCAAUACGAAAUGUACCUGGAAGAACUCAAGGGUCUCCGAGAGGAACUGGGCGUAACUCUCCAGGAGGAAUUAUAUCCCGAGGAGAAGAAAUAG